UAGCGCGGAACAAGUUGGUGACCUUCAUUUACUAAAUUGAAUCUCUCUUGAGCAAAUUGAUUGUAAUAAAUCAUGGCGAGACAGAGAGACCUUUAUAAGGUUCUUGGGGUAUCUCCUAAAGCAACCCAGCAAGAAAUUCGCAAUGCAUACAAAAGAGAGUCACUGAAGUCGCACCCCGACCGAGUGCCUGCCGAUUCGCCUGAGAGGCCAGCUCGGACUCGUAGGUUCCAAGAAAUCAACGAUGCUUAUUAUACGUUAUCGGACAUAUCACGCCGGCGCGAUUACGAUGCGACACGAUUGGCAGAUGGGGUGGAUGAAGAAUAUGAUAUACCUCAAGGAGGUGCCGGUGGUUUCCCAUGGUCCGAUUUCGGCUUCGGUUCCGCUACUGAUAGAGAGCAACGGGCAUCGGAGCAAUUUGGAUCUGUUUUUGAGGAGAUGCUGCGCGAAGAGGGUCUUGCGAGUGAAGACACCGAUGCUGAUGGCCGCACGCAAACCCGUCCUACGUCACGCUUCUGGUCCAUUGUUGGCGGUAUUAGUGGCGGCGCACUGGGGUUCAUCAUUGGUAAUGCUCCCGGGGCGUUGGCUGGAGCUGUCGCGGGUAAUCGACUGGGAGCGGUACGUGACGCAAAGGGAAAGAGUGUCUACGAGGUCUUUCUGGAGCUGCCUCAAACCGACCGUGCUCGGCUGUUGAUGUCAAUGUGGGUAAUAGUGUCUUGGUUUUUGGGAUACUUCAAGUCUACGAUCAUAUUCGCUACAGUCUUUCUCACAAUGCUGCUUAGGCACCAGUCCCCCGCUAUCACCUCCCCACUUCACCGCAUGCGUCCUUCCCCCCCUGAAUCCGACCAUUUCCGCCGUCUUGUCGCUCUCGAGUGGCUAUUGAAAGUCUCCCUUUCUUCUCCUCGCUCUUCACACCAAGUUCACAAACAAGAUCUCUUAAUUGUGUUUGGCAUCAUGGCAGAAGGCGCAAGCGUGUAUCCAUCUUUGCCGAAUCGGCCUUUACAGGGGACCAUUUGUCUUUUCGAUGUCGACAACACACUGUCCCUCCCGAGAAGGGGUGCCACUCCAGAAAUGCUGGAACUCCUCUCUCGACUUCGCCAGAAGUGUGCUAUCGGAUAUGUUGGUGGAUCGGAUUUCGCCAAGCAGCAAGAACAGCUUGGCUCAGCUACAACAAACGUCACAUCCCUCUUUGACUUUUGCUUCCCUGAGAACGGUUUGACUGCUUUUCGUCUGGGACAGCCGCUCGCUGGAACCAGCUUCAUUGAGUGGAUUGGAGAGGAAAGAUACCAGGAGCUGGUCAACUUCUGCCUUAAAUACAUCGCGGACUUGAAGAUUCCUAAAAAGCGUGGUACCUUCAUCGAGUUUCGCAACGGAAUGAUUAAUGUCAGCCCCAUUGGCAGAAACGCUAGCUUCGACGAGAGAAAUGAGUUCCAAGCAUAUGAUGAUGUGCACCAUAUCCGUCGAGACUUGGUAGAAGCUCUCAAGAAGAAGUUCCCUGAUUGGGGUCUCACCUACUCUAUUGGCGGCCAGAUCUCGUUCGAUGUUUUCCCUACUGGCUGGGACAAAACCUACUGCCUGAAGCACGUCGCCGCUGAGAAGGAGAUGUCUGGCGUGGAGUACAAGACGAUUCACUUCUUUGGAGACAAAUGCUUCGAGGGAGGCAACGACUACGAGAUUUACAGCGACUCUAGGACAAUCGGUCAUGCCGUUCAAAACCCCGAUGACACCAUGAAGUUAUUAAAAGAGCUUUUCGAGCUAUAGAUGGGCCGAAGAAGUGCUAUAGUCCGGCUUUCUCUCGGAAAGUGAUCUAUAUGGAUUGGGGCAAAAGUGGGAUACCUAAGCUCGCGUUGGGUUCCGAGGAAAAUAUACUAAUUGGUUCAGAGGC
Messenger RNA from Aspergillus fijiensis CBS 313.89, 1882 nucleotides. RefSeq names its product PMM-domain-containing protein. Gene Ontology annotation, molecular function: phosphomannomutase activity. Gene Ontology annotation, cellular component: cytosol. Lineage: Eukaryota; Fungi; Ascomycota; Eurotiomycetes; Eurotiales; Aspergillaceae. Gene Ontology annotation, biological process: GDP-mannose biosynthetic process; mannose metabolic process; protein N-linked glycosylation. The record is from RefSeq and is a predicted model, not a curated record. The transcript has 10 exons. The coding region runs from base 73 to 1758 and encodes 561 amino acids.